This is a messenger RNA of Oppiella nova, 837 nucleotides long. NCBI's taxonomy places the organism in Eukaryota, Metazoa, Arthropoda, Arachnida, Sarcoptiformes, Oppiidae. The record is from the annotation of a GenBank genome assembly.
AUGUGCAAAGCCGUGGCAUACCUCCAGGGAGUAGUAGUGAGCGCUUCAAUCAACACAUUGGUUGCCGUCUCUAUUGAUAGAUUCCUAUCGAUAUGCCAUCCCCUCAAAUGUCAAAUGACCAGAAGGUGUGCCCGGUAUGCCAUCAUUUUCAUAUGGCUCUACUCGGCAGUGAUAGCGAUUCCGUGGGCCCUCUACUUCACACUACAGCCCAUCGACCCGUCAGUACCAGAUAUGGUGCUCUGCAACGAGCAGUGGCCUAACGAGUACUCCGAGAAGACCUACUUCAUAGUCGCCAAUCUAUUUCUGUGUUAUUUAAUCCCAUUAUUUGUCAUCACCUCGUGUUAUAUCGCUAUAUGGAUGAAAGUGUGGCGAAGGAGUAUACCGGGAGAGACACCAAAACCGCUUCAAAUUGAAUAUCUGCUGCAGAGGUCCAAACUCAAGACCGCGAAGAUGUUUGUCGUCAUCGUGAUUAUAUUUGUGAUGUCGUGGCUGCCCCUGUACUGUAUAUUCGCCGUUAUAAAGCUGGGCGGACCUAUCGAGACGGAUAGCAUACAAGAGCGAUGCCUAAUGAUAUUGGCGCCGAUAGCACAAUGGUUGGGCGCAUCCAACUCCUGCUACAACCCAAUGCUCUAUUGUUUCUUCAACAAGAAGUAUAGAAUCGGUUUCUUAUCGCUAUUGAAAGCCCGCAAGUGUUGCGGCCGCAUUGCGGGCAACGGACGAAACACAUUGAAUCGGCAGACGGUCUCCUCGCGGUCUAACACGAGGGCCACCAAUCGGAUCACAUUUAAAGCCGACACCCAAUGCGAGUUCAUUCAAAAUUCUGUGGGAAUUAUGUGA